Molecule: messenger RNA, 3879 nt
Organism: Abrus precatorius (Indian licorice)
Lineage: Eukaryota; Viridiplantae; Streptophyta; Magnoliopsida; Fabales; Fabaceae
Product: glutamate receptor 3.6-like
Exons: 6
Coding region: 668-3478 (936 amino acids)
Cellular component (GO): plasma membrane
Molecular function (GO): glutamate-gated receptor activity
Source: RefSeq, a predicted model, not a curated record
CUCAGCACCAAUUAUACCAUUAACUUUUUUGUCAUUUUUUUGGUCAAUUUUCUCUACUUUUCUUCAGUGCCCAGAUUCUCCAUAUUGUAUAAUUAUGCUUUUGGCAUUGGCCUGCUCCUACUUUUUUGGUUACUUCAUAGUUCAUCCUAUUGUACAACACAUGGUCACUGGUUAAAGUUUGUCUUUUUGUUCUCCAAUUGAACCAAGUUGCACGUUUUCUGCACCGUUUUGUUGCUACAAUUAGAUGCCAUAUCCUUUAUAGUGAAUCUACCAGGCAUGUUUUCUUUUCAUUGCAAGUAGUCCCACCAAACUUUUUGAGUGAAGUUCUUGUUUUCACAUGUUGCUGUUUGUGUUGAAAUCUGAUGUUUCUUUGCUUUAUUAGCAGGCACUUUAAUGCUUUUUUCCUUCCCUUGUUGAGUGUGUUUUAGAUUUGCUUUAUAUUUGUAGUUUUUGUUAUUUUUUGGCUUUUGAAUUUGUGAGCUUUACACUCUUUGGUUUUGGGGGUUAUGUUACUAUCUCAAUAGAUCCGCCUUUUAGGAUCUUAAUUUAGUACUUCUACUUUUUUUUUUUUUUUUAGAAAAAAAAAAAUCUGGGGAUGUUGCUUCACUUUGUUUGUUGAGGAGGGUGAUCAAUAGUGGCUAUUGUUCUAUAGGCAACUAAUCCAACCAUGAUUGAAGUUUGGUUCUUGGCUUUACUGGUUCUCUCCAAUGGGUUAUCUUCAACUGGGGCUGGCAAGAAUAAUUCCACAAGACCUGAUUUUGUAAAUAUUGGGGCUCUCUUCUCUUUCAACACAACUGUUGGUAGAAAUAUAAAACUGGCUAUAGAAGCUGCUAUUGAAGAUGUAAAUUCUGAUCCAAAUAUUCUUGGUAAAACCAAGUUGAACCUCUCACUGCAAGAAGAUUCUAAAUAUAGAGGUUUUCUGAGCAUUGCUGAGGUUUUGCAGGUCAUGGCAAGACACACAGUGGCAAUAAUUGGUCCCCAUAGCUCUGUAACAGCUCAUGUCAUAACUCAUAUUGCAAAUGAGCUCCAAGUUCCUUUGCUGUCAUUUUCGGCCUUGGAUCCUACCCUUUCUUCACUUCAAUUCCCAUUCUUUAUUAGAACUUGCCAUAGUGAUCUCUAUCAAAUGGCUGCAAUAGCAGACCUUGUUGACCACUAUGGUUGGAAAGAUGUCAUUGCUGUCUAUAUUGAUGAUGACAAUGGGAGAAAUGGAAUUGGGGCAUUAGGCGAUAAGCUUGCUGAGAAGCGUUGCAAGAUAUCUUAUAAAGCACCUUUAAGCCCUGAAGCAACUAGGGAGGAAAUCACUAAUGUGCUUGUUCAGGUGGCUCUGGCAGAAUCACGGGUAAUAGUUGUUCAUGCCAAUACUGUUUGGGGCCCUAAGGUGUUUAAUGUUGCAAAGUAUCUUGGAAUGAUGGGAACUGGGUAUGUCUGGAUAGCCACUGCUUUUCUGUCUGCUUUGAUUGAUAUCUAUAAUCCUGUCCCUUUAGAUUCAAUGGAUGAAAUUCAAGGAGUUCUUACACCACGUGUGUACACACCAGAUUCAGAGCUCAAAAGGAGGUUUGUUUCUAGGUGGAAAAACUUGACUAGUGGAAAUAAUGCUAAUGUCCCUUUUGGAUUGAGUUUUUUAGCUCUCUAUGCAUAUGACACUGUUUAUGCACUUGCUCAUGCACUUGAUGCAUUUUUCAAACAAGGGAACCAAAUUACAUUCUCAGAUGAUUCAAGGCUAUCUUUAAUAAGUGGAGACAACUUGCAUCUUGAUGCUUUGAAAAUCUUUAAUGAAGGAAAUCUGUUACGUAGAAACAUUUAUGCGAUUAACAUGACUGGUGUAUCAGGUCCAUUCAAGUACACAUAUGAUAGAAACCUUGUUAAUCCUGCAUAUGAGAUCAUUAAUGUGGUAGGAACAGGAAUUCGGAGGAUUGGUUAUUGGUCUAAUUACUCUGGAUUAUCAGUAAUUCCACCAGAAACUCUCUUUUCCAAACCAGCCAAUAUUUCCAGGGCAAAUCAAAAGCUGUUACCUGUGAUUUGGCCAGGAGAGACAGACCAGAAACCUCGUGGUUGGGUUUUUCCAAACAAUGGAAGGCUCUUAAAGAUUGGAGUACCAAAAGGUGUUACUUACCAUGAAUUUGUCUCACAAGUAAAAGGCACUGAUAUGUUUGAGGGAUUCUGCAUUGAUGUAUUUCUUUCUGCAGUGAACCUGUUGCCUUAUGCUGUCCCCUAUAAGUUCAUCCCAUAUGGGGAUGGUAAGAACAAUCCUAGUAUCACUGAGCUUGUCCGUCUUAUCACAACGGGUGAAUUUGAUGGUGCAGUAGGUGACAUUGCAAUUACUACAGAAAGAACAAGGAUGGUGGAUUUCACUCAGCCAUAUAUUGAGUCUGGUCUAGUGGUAGUAGCACCAGUUAGGGAGUCAAAAUCCAAUGCUUUGGCCUUUUUGGCCCCAUUUACGCCAAAGAUGUGGUGUGUCACGGCUGUCUUUUUCAUAUUAGUGGGGGCUGUAGUUUGGAUUUUGGAGCAUAGGGUGAAUGAUGAUUUUAGGGGACCACCAAAAAAACAAGUAGUUACUGUUUUAUGGUUUAGUUUUUCAACAAUGUUCUUUUCCCACAGGGAAAAUACAGUGAGCACACUUGGUCGUUUUGUGCUGAUUAUAUGGUUAUUUGUAGUUCUUAUAAUCAACUCAAGUUACACUGCAAGUCUAACCUCAAUCCUCACAGUGCAACAGCUUUCUUCGCCUAUUAAAGGCAUUGAAAGCUUAGUAAACGGCAAAGACCUUAUUGGGUACACGCAGGGCUCUUUUGCUAAAAACUAUUUAGUUCAGGAAAUUGGUAUUGAGGAGUCCAGGCUUGUUCCUCUAAAAACACCAGCAGAAGCUGCUAAUGCAUUGAAAAAGGGUUCCCAAAAUGGGGGUGUUGCUGCUUACAUUGAUGAGCGUGCCUACAUUGACAUCUUCCUUUCAACCCGUUGUGAUUUAACUGUUGUAGGUUCAGAGUUCACCAGAAAUGGCUGGGGAUUUGCCUUUCCACGAGACUCGCCAUUAGCAAUUGACCUAUCAACUGCCAUUUUGCAAAUGACAGAUAAUGGAGACCUUCAAAGGAUCCAUGACAAAUGGCUUUUGAGUAGUGCUUGCUUAUCACAAGGUUCUAAGCUUGAAGUGGAAAGACUCCAGCUUAAAAGCUUCUGGGGCCUUUAUGUAAUAUGUGGGUCUGCCUGUUUGCUUGCACUUUUCAUAUAUCUUUUACAGAUUUUGAGGCAAUACCAGAAGCACUAUUCACAGGAAGUCGACUCCACUGAACAAAGCUUAAGAUCAGGAUCUUCACAACUAAGGACUUUCCUUUCAUUUGUUGAUGAAAAAGAAGAGACUGUUAAGAGCAGGUCCAAGAGAAGGAAAAUGGAGAGGAUCUCAUACAGAAGUAGUAAGGGAGGCUCGCCCAUCAACUCCAACAAAGGAUAUGCUUCAUACAGAAGUGAAUGUGCUACUGAACUCUGACCAAUUGUAUGCCUAUUUCCUCCACAUGAUUCUCUAGCCUCAUGCUAACCACGGGCCUGUUUGUGUUAGCAUUGUCCAACUUUGGAAACGGAUAAGUGUGAUUCUCAAUGGAUUUUUCCUGGAAGAAAAAAUAUACUGUGGCUCAAACUCCACAUGAAGAUACUGCCAAUGCUAAAACAAUCAGAACACAUCAACAUUGCUCGCCAUCCCUAGUGCAAGUAGUGAACUAGGAUUUGCACUUUUGUUUUUGUUAGGAAUAAUAUAAUUAUAUUUUAAAAGAAUUUAUUAAUUAUUAAUUUUAUUACCCUAAUUUAAUUAUUAUUAUUAUUAUUAAUCAUAUCUUCAGUUGUAUGUAACGUUUACUUAAGCAAUUAUAUUGAUUAAAGUAUUUUAAUCUUUUG